Molecule: messenger RNA, 1148 nt
Organism: Arabidopsis arenosa
Lineage: Eukaryota; Viridiplantae; Streptophyta; Magnoliopsida; Brassicales; Brassicaceae
Source: the annotation of a GenBank genome assembly
AUAUAAACCAUUUUGUAGAUUUGUGGCUGGGAUUUGGUAUUGGAGGUGACUACCCUCUUUCUGCCAUGUCUGAAUACGCAAACAAGAAGACCCGUGGGGCUUUCAUCGCGGCUGUCUUUGCCAUGCAAGGUGUCGGAAUCUUGGCUGGAGGUUUCGUGGCACUCGCAGUGUCUUCUAUAUUCGACAAAAAGUUCCCAGCUCCAACAUAUGCAGUCGACAGGGUUCUCUCAACGCCUCCUCAAGUUGAUUACAUUUGGCGAAUCAUCGUCAUGUUUGGUGCUUUACCCGCAGCUUUGACUUACUACUGGCGUAUGAAGAUGCCCGAAACAGCUCGUUACACCGCUUUGGUGGCCAAGAACAUCAAACAAGCCACAGCAGACAUGUCCAAGGUCUUACAUACAGAUCUUGAGGUUGAGGAGAGGGCCGAGGAUUAUGUCAAAGACCCCAAACAAACCUAUGGCUUGUUCUCCAAGGAAUUCCUUAGACGCCAUGGGCUUCAUCUCCUUGGAACUACCUCCACUUGGCGGCCACCAUGCAUGAACGCCACCCAUGAGGUUUUCAGGAUUGCUAGGGCUCAGACUCUUAUCGCCCUUUGCAGUACUGUCCCAGGCUACUGGUUCACAGUUGCCUUUAUUGAUAUCAUUGGAAGGUUUGUGAUCCAGCUAAUGGGAUUUUUCAUGAUGACCGUGUUUAUGUUUGCCAUUGCCUUCCCUUACCACCACUGGACCAAACCAGAAAACCGUAUCGGAUUCGUGGUUAUGUACGCUUUCACUUUCUUCUUCGCCAAUUUUGGUCCAAAUGCAACCACUUUUAUUGUCCCGGCUGAGAUAUUCCCGGCUAGGCUAAGGUCAACAUGUCAUGGAAUAUCAGCCGCGGCUGGUAAGGCUGGAGCCAUCGUUGGAGCGUUCGGGUUCCUAUAUGCAGCUCAAUCUCAAGACAAGGCCAAGGUCGAUGCCGGAUACCCACCAGGUAUCGGAGUUAAGAACUCACUGAUCGUGCUUGGUGUUCUUAACUUCAUCGGUAUGCUCUUCACCUUCCUUGUCCCAGAGCCAAAGGGCAAGUCCCUCGAAGAACUCUCUGGUGAGGCUGAAGUUAGCCAUGACGAGAAAUAGUUAUUUAUUUUGUGACAAUGAAACUAUUGUAAUUUU